AUGGGCCUCGAGGUCGCGGAAAUCUCGGAAUUGGCGGCUCUCCGGCCGAUCCAGACCACUGCAGUCAGAGGCGCGCUGGCCACGGCAGCGGCAGCUGAUGACCACGAUGCUGCCACUGCUGCCGACACUGGCUGCGUCACACCGACGGCGAGAGCCACGGCGGGAGAAGCUAAAGACGAUGCUGCCGGGGACGGCAUUGGCUGCGCUACGCCGACGGCGAGCGAACUCGAGGAGGCACCGCAGCGAGAUGGUGGUGCCGACGACGCCAGCUGCUACGCUACGCCGAUGGCGUGUCGAACCACCAUGCCGCUAGACGUCUGUGAAUUCGACGCCGUCGCUGCUGCCGGCGACGCAGCAGCUGCGGUGAACUUCACCACGCCCACGUCCGACGAGUCCGCGCUAAGGCCGGCCACGGUGUGCCCGCCGGCGCCGCGGAAGCUGCCCCCGGCGCUGAAGAGGAAGCUGGCGCCGCUGCAGCAGCGGCUCUUCUACCCCGUGCCGCUCGACCUGGCCAGCGUGUUCAAGCCCGCGCCGCCGGCGCCGGCGCCGCCUGCCGCCAAGAAGAUGCGGGCGCACGUCGUGGAAUCAUCGCUGCCGCUGGGCACGUGA
This is a messenger RNA of Lolium rigidum, 609 nucleotides long. RefSeq lists its product as uncharacterized. The coding region runs from base 1 to 609 and encodes 202 amino acids. The transcript has a single exon. NCBI's taxonomy places the organism in Eukaryota, Viridiplantae, Streptophyta, Magnoliopsida, Poales, Poaceae. The record is from RefSeq and is a predicted model, not a curated record.